CUUUAAAACAUAGUUAUGUCUUCUGUGUGUUGUAUAUAUUGUAUUAUGCAGCAUUAUACUUUUGUUUGUUACAAAUGUUAUGCUAAUCCUUUAGAACAGAAAAUAACAACUUUAAAAAUGGUAUUUUUAGAAAGUAUGCAAAAUUUGGCAAGGGUAGUACGUACUCCACUGGUGUCAGCAGUGGUCAAAAAGCAAUUUCCCAGAUGUUUUUCUCUUGCAGCAAUACAGAAUCAAACAAAGGAUGACAGCAGUUACAAAUAUGUUGCUUUAUUGCCUGAUGAAACAAGUCGUGAUAUGACCCACAUAAACAACAGAAAUGCAACAACUCUAUUUCUUACUGAACUAAUGAGAGGUUUAGCAAUGACACUCAGCUACUUUUUCCGUGAACCAGCAACAAUUAACUAUCCAUUUGAGAAAGGUCCCCUUAGUCCUCGAUUUCGUGGUGAACAUGCUCUUCGAAGGUAUCCAUCUGGAGAGGAAAGAUGCAUUGCUUGCAAAUUGUGCGAAGCUAUUUGUCCAGCACAGGCUAUAACAAUUGAAGCUGAGCCUCGUCCAGAUGGCAGCAGAAGAACUACAAGAUAUGACAUCGAUAUGACCAAAUGUAUCUAUUGCGGAUUUUGCCAAGAAGCUUGCCCUGUGGAUGCGAUUGUUGAGGGACCGAACUUUGAGUUCUCGACAGAAACCCAUCAAGAAUUACUUUACAACAAGGAAAAACUAUUGGAAAACGGCGAUAAAUGGGAAGCGGAAAUUGCUGGAAAUAUACAGGCUGAUUAUUUGUAUAGAUAACAUAGUGUAUGUUUAUGUAUAUAAUGUAUUAAAAAUUAAUCUUGA
Hydractinia symbiolongicarpus is the source of this 831-nucleotide messenger RNA. Its product is annotated as NADH-ubiquinone oxidoreductase subunit 8-like. The coding region runs from base 16 to 786 and encodes 256 amino acids. The record is from RefSeq and is a predicted model, not a curated record. Gene Ontology annotation, biological process: mitochondrial electron transport, NADH to ubiquinone; mitochondrial respiratory chain complex I assembly. Gene Ontology annotation, molecular function: NADH dehydrogenase activity; 4 iron, 4 sulfur cluster binding. NCBI's taxonomy places the organism in Eukaryota, Metazoa, Cnidaria, Hydrozoa, Anthoathecata, Hydractiniidae. The transcript is spliced from 5 exons. Gene Ontology annotation, cellular component: membrane.